GCCGUUAGUGACCGUUAGUGGCCGUUAGUGGCCGUUAGUACCUAAGAUAAGAUUUUUUUGAAGAAAAAAACUAAUGAUCCACACAAACAGCAGCUAAAGUAGUUUUACUGUGUAAGAUGGAAGAUAGAAUAUAGUCUGUGUAAUGCUAUGUGAUGAUUUUCUUGGAUGCUGCACUUAACCAUAACAUACGAAAUGUCUUUCCCUAUUUACCCAUGGAAUAGUUAUGGAUUGACUUCUUUCCAAAUGGAUUAAAAUACAACCUGAUUUAUCCCACUGAUUUUAUUUUGUGGUGAAUAUCAUGUCAUCUGGCUUUGUGAAGGUUAAUGGUAAGGGUAAUGUUAUGUAAUGUAAAAUUUUGUCAUGAUGGAAUUGUUGUAUAACAUUGUAAAAUUUAGUCAUGAUGGAAUUGUUGUAUAACAUUGUAAAAUCAGUCUUUGUUGGUAAUGUCCAACUUCAUGAGGUUGAUGUUGAUGGUAAUGUCCAACUUCAUGAGGUUGAUGUUGAUGGUAAUGUUGUACAACUUAAUCAACCAACUGUUUGAAGCAGGUGCCAUUGACUGAUUAAAAAUAGGGCAUGUUAUUAGUUGUGAGAAAACACUGUCUGCGAGCCAGUGGCCCGUCAGACUCGUCUAAGUUCGGACAAUCAAGAUUUGCUUCGCCUUGGCUCAAACAAAUUUCUGCUCGUUUGUCUUAUCUCCCCCGUGACACAACUCUUCUUUUUCAAAAUAUAUUUUUGAUAAACUUUGGGACUUCUUUUUUUUUUUAACCUGACAUUGCUUGGUUGUUAGGAGGAAAGCAAAGGUCGCAUGUCUUGGUGUUAUACUCAGAAAGUUCAAAAGAACCUAAGCUGGCAUUCCUGCACAUAUUUUCAUUUUUGUUAUGAAUUGCUCAUCACUGUGCCACAAGGGGAUAUACCAUUGAAAUGUCUGCAGAGAAUGUCUUGCAUCCUGAGUUUCUGAUGUUAAUUUGUUGUGUAUUUAUUGUUUAUAAGCACACAGAAAUUGUGUAACCUUUGACCCUUUGUUUUGUGAAUGUACUUAAACUGUUACCUUGGUAACUGCUCCAGUUCAAUUUUCUUUAAAAAAUUCAACAUAUCAUUGGGUUAGAAAAUGUAGAAAGACAUGGUGUGUUAAAGCGCUUCGUUGUUUAAGUCUACCUCCAAGAGGAGUUUGUUUUAUAUGCCAUGGUUUUGUCCUUGCACCUUGACCCAACAAGAUAGGAUGUAUUUUAUGUGCGCACCUAGACCCAACAAGAUAGGAUGUAUUUCAUGUGCGCACCUAGACCCAACAAGAUAGGAUGUAUUUUAUGUGGCACCUAGACCCAACAAGAUAGGAUGUAUUUCAUGUGCUAUAUCCUUGUACAUCAUUAUCAGAGUGCAUGUGGACCUCUAGAGUUCACAAUGUCCUAUCAUUAUGUAGGAACACAUAAACAAGUUAAUCAUUAUUAUUGUUUUAUCUACUUAAUAAAGACUGCAAUAUCUUAACAAUGUCCCACAAAACAUGUUAUUUGUAUCUAAUUAUAGACAUGUUAUUUGUAUCUAAUUAUAAACAUGUUAUAUUGUAUGAUUUGAAUUUUAUGCAAAUGUUUUAAAAGCCAAAUAGAAUCAUUAAUUUCUAUGUCAAUUUUACUAUGCUUAAUCUUUUUGUUUGAGCAUUCUCUACUUACAGCCAACUCAUAGACAUGUUCAGACAUGUUAGAUAAAGUAGAACUUUUCAGAAAAGAACUAGGAAUAUUGUAUUAAAACAAAGCAGCACUUUUCAAGUCCCCAUUGAUUCUGGUGGAGAACAAAAUCCACACUUUGGUUAUACUACUGCAAUGAAGCCUGUAUUGAAGCUAUACUUUAAAAAAAAAAAAACUUCAUUAGGGGUUCUUAAGUUGUCUGUCUCAGCCUCAUUGUUAAAACUUAUCAGGGUCAUUUACACUAAAAAUUUGGUAUUUAAUAAUGCAGUCUUGCCUAUCAUUAAUUUGUUUAUAAUCUGUUCCAAUUAUUCUAUUUUCCAUUUUAAUAUUUACAUGUCUCCCAAACAUUCAGUUCAGCCAUAUUUCACGCGCCCCUCACUAAGACUGCUGCCAGCAGGAAAUGCUUCCGUUUCUUCUGGACUAUCUCUCACCUUUUGUUUCAUCUUGUCUGCAAGUACUGGGCUAUGUCACACCUAUUGUUUCAUCUUGUCUGCAAGUACUGGACUAUGUCACACCUAUUGUUUCAUCUUGUCUGCAAGUACUGGACUAUGUCACACCUAUUGUUUCAUCUUGUCUGCAAGUACUGGACUAUGUCACACCUAUUGUUUCAUCUUGUCUGCAAGUGCUGGACUAUGUCACACCUAUUGUUUCAUCUUGUCUGCAAGUACUGGACUAUCUCACACCUAUUGUUUCAUCUUGUCUCCAAGUACACGCUUGUAGAACUUUGGCUUAUUGGUGAAUUUUUUUUUUAAUCAUUAAGUUAAAAGACAGGGUAUUUGAAAUGACAAAGAAUGUCAAAACAUUGUUUUAUUGUGAUUAGCUAAUGGAAAGACUAGUUGUCACAGUUGCAUAUUCUUAUUAAACAUGUACGUAACAUUUCUUCUGGCCAUCCCCCACAUUUUUAUAAAGACUGUUCCGUGUCCCAGUUGGUCAUGGUGAACUCACUUUUAUUUCCUACUAUGGGUAGGCUAAGAGCUUUGUGGAAACGUGUGCUAUUUUAAUCUAUGCAAAGUUCAACAGUAAAGUCAACUUUAAAAUGUUUCUGUCAUUUCUUUCAAGUUGGUCUAAAACCACUUGACAAGUUUAUUAGCUGGAGCUGAUUUCAAUUGAUUCUUUAAGAGAUGUUGUUUUUGAUGUGACCAGAUGUAAAUGGCUUUUCUGGUGUAAUAAAGACUUAAUUGGCUUAGUCCAGAAAAACAGCAGACGCCGUCUGCGCACUACUGCGCUGUACUUAAGCAACAGUUAUGACAGAGGCAAAAAACGAAACCCUUCCUCUGUGGCACCGGGUCAUGUUUCGGACGGAUUUAUACCUGGUCUGAUCAUAACGGUGUUAUGCGUUGUUACAGCUGAUGAAUGUUGCGUCAUUGUCAGAUGACUGACAAGCUUUGAGCACCAUUAAUUCAAUGUUGUUGUGUUGAGGAACAUCGAAGGUCUAAGCUAACCUAACCUUUGUCAAGAUGUGUUGUUAUGAUUCAUCGAGGCAUUUACAUUUGUUGACUGUUUGCUCACACAGAAGAAAAGCCAAGAGCAAUAUUCAAUUCUUAAAGUCUUCCUACAGCAGUGGUUCUGAAACUGGGCUUAAGAACCCUUUUCAUUGUUCGUGGACAUUAAAGCGAAAAUUUUCAUAAACAAGGGAAAUAAUUAAACAUGCAUAAACAAGGGAAAUAAUUAAAAACGUUUCUAAACUUAAACAAAAAUGGGUUAACCAUACCGACUCCUGGAUCUCAAGAAUCAAUAUCUCUUAGGUUUAAGGUGUCAACAAAAUAGUUGGUGGCUUUGUUCAUUUUUUUUUUACAAGUAGCCGAAAUGAAGUUUGUGAACUUGAAGGAUAUUUUGAUAAUAGCAUUGUUAGUAAUUCAACUCUUUGAUAUAUUUAUUUGUUAGCAGAGAUGCACCUGUAAGACCAACAGACAACCUGAAUAAUCUUAUGAGUGGACAGUGCACCCCAUGAAAAACAGACAAACAUCUGACAGACAGCCCGACAACAGACAGACAGACAGACCGACAUCAGACAGACAGACAGCCCUGUAACAUAUUGCUCAAUAUUAGCCAGAUUUUUUUAAACCCCAACUUCUCAAAAUUUAGAUGUGAAAAUGGCACCUUUGAUUUUGUUUUGUCUUGAGACUCCCUGCUAAAGGUAUGAUGAUGAUGCCUUGAAAAACUAUGUGAACCCAUCAUUUAGGUAUGGUAAAUCCUAGAUUUAUUGAAAGGCCAUGUUUAGUUGCAGCAGGUUCUUUAAAAGAAACUUUUUAAUGAAGAUAAGUAAAGGGAUUAGAUCUAUGCCUGGUGGUCAUGUGUGAAAUCCUGAAAGGAAUAACUUGAACCAUUAGCAGGAAUAGGAAUUUUAAAAUGAUUCUUUUGAUAAUGGUGUGCAGUGCAGUUAACUCUGUCUGAGACAUUCACCUCCUUUUUUGUAUAACCACCUCAAACAUUGGUUAGCUACCCCAUACAUUGUAAAGCUACCCCAUACAUUGUAUAGCUACCCCAUAAAUUGUAUAGCUACCCCAUACAUAGUAUAGCUAAACCAUACUUUAUAUAGCUUCCCCAUAAAUUGAUUAGCUACUCCAUACAUUUUAUAGCUACCCCAUGCAUUGUUAGCUACCCCAAGCAUAGUAUAGCUACCCUUUAAAUUGUAUAGCUACCCCAUACAUAGUAUAGCUAACCCAUACAUUUUAUAGUUAGCCCAUACAUAGUAAAGCUACCCCAUCCAUUAUCUAGCUACCCCAUCCAUAAUAUAGCUACCCCAUCCAUUAUCUAGCUACCCCAUCCAUAAUAUAGCUACCCCAUCCAUUAUCUAGCUACCCCAUCCACAGUAUAGCUACCCCGUAGUUUGUAUAGCCACCCUGUACAUUGUAUGUAACCCUAAUGACAAGGAGUGUACCAACCAAAGCGAUGCCCUGAAAAACCACUAACUGCUGAUCAUCACAGUUUCCAUCAAUGUUGACAUAUAUCAAAUGACUUGUUCUUUGUGUACCAAUGGGACAUUUCAUGAAGGCAUUUUAAGUUCUUUGUUUAAAUGACUUGUUAUUUGUGAACCAAUAACACAUUUUAUGAAGGCAUUUUAAGCUCUUUGUUUAAAUGACUUGUUAUUUGUGAACCAAUAACACAUUUCAUGAAGGCAAUUUAAAUUCUUGUUUUAAGUGCCUGCACAUUUUUAUUUAUUAUAAAGUCAUUCUUCCCCUGAGGGACACCUUCCAUAGUAAAACAUUUUUUGUACUUCAUUUAUUUGAACAUUCUUGGUUACUGGAUUGUUUAUUCGAGGUUAAAUUUUGUUCAAUAUUAUUUCUCAAUUAUGUACUCAAUCAUUUAAAACAUGUGACCAAGACAAGUGUUUCAACAACUGUAGCUUUAAUUCUAUUUUUUUUAAUUUUUUUUUUUAGAAAGGCUUUGUAAAUUGUUUCAGCCCGGUUGUUAUAUUGAUUUAAACUGAUAUGAUUGUUUCUGUUUCUGGAGCCAGGCUAUUAACAUUUCAGUUCAUUUGGGUUUAUCUAUCUCUUCUCUGUUGGACUAUUUGGAAUGUAGAAUGUCACAUGAACUCAACAAGACAUUUUUUUUUAUGAACUAGAAUUAGCAUGUUGGUACCAUUGACUUCAUAGAAUAAUUCUUAACUCUAAAGAAGUACCAACAAUCUGGGUCAUAUGAGAAUGUUCCGUAACUCUAAAGAAGUACCAACAAUCUGGGUCAUAUGAGAAUGUUCCGUAACUCUAAAGAAGUACCAACAAUCUGGGUCAUAUGAGAAGGUUCCGUAACUCUAAAGAAGUACCAACAAUCUGGGUCAUAUGAGAAGGUUCCGUAACUCUAAAGAAGUACCAACAAUCUGGGUCAUAUGAGAAGGUUCCGUAACUCUAAAGAAGUACCAACAAUCUAGGUCAUAUGAGAAGGUUCCGUAACUCUAAAGAAGUACCGACUUUUUGGGUCAUAUGAGAAGGUUCCGUAACUCUAAAGAAGUACCAACUUUUUGGGUCAUAUGAGAAUGUUCCGUAACUCUAAAGAAGUACCAACUUUUUGGGUCAUAUGAGAAUUUUCCGUAACUCUAAAGAAGUACCAAUAAUCUGGGUCAUAUGAGAAGGUUCCGUAACUCUAAAGAAGUGCCAAUAAUCUGGGUCAUAUGAGAAGGUUCCGUAACUCUAAAGAAAUACCAACAGUAGACUGCAACUUUUAAAGCGAUAUAUUUUCUUCAUGGCCCUACAGCCCUCAAUUGGUCAAACGUUCACUUUGGUUUGUGGUGUAUAUAGUAGUAGCGUUGUAGUGUCGGCUGUUGUUUGUAGCUAACUACUUUGGGUGAUGUACACUUAACAAUGAGAACAUUAUAUUUUUUUUACUCCAGUGGCUCUCAAAUUCUUAUUCUUGUGGAAAGGCUUGUGAAGCAAUAAUUUAAUUGUAUGUUUUCCCUUCGUGCAUGUUGUGUUCCAGAUUCAUUUUUGUUGUCGUUUUGUUUACAAAGUGACGCAGUUACAAACGAAUGGCAUGCACUUUUAAGUUGAGGUGACCUUAUGGUCGAUAUCACGUGGUGUCCCCAAUUCUGUGUGCUCGUCUUCGGGGUCCAUUUUGUUCCACUUUAGAAAUGGUGAACGUGAUACGUUCUUAUCUGUAACAUUAUUGAUGACGUAGCAUUGGUGAACGUGAUACGUUCUUAUCUGUAACAUUAUUGAUGACGUAGCAUUGGUGAAAGUGAUACGUUCUUAUCUGUAACAUUAUUGAUGACGAUAUUUAUUAAAAAUUUAGAUGACACCUGCAGAUUUUGUUACUUUUUUUCCACCAUUAAAAAAAAAUCAGCCAUUUAUUACGUCAUUGUCAUGUUCUGUGAAUAUUAAACAAAAAGAAAAGCUUUUUUUUUUUUUCAAAUUGACAAUAUCAUUUAGAAACAGUGAACUGAAAUUGUGAGCCCAUCACGGUCAGGAAAAAAGACCUUCAAAAUGUCUGUCAAUCUGGAUCUCACAGCAAGAAGAAGAUGUCUCCAAACUGUGUCAAUCUGGAUCUCACAGCAAGAAGAAGAUGUCUCCAAGCUGACUUCCUUCGGAGAUUUUGAUGUACAUUUAUGACGUAGAGGUUUACUGUUUGUUUUCAAUGAAUCGUUCUACAUACAGUAGAUAAUAAUGGGACAGUACCAUUGUAGAAAUGUAAAGACAGAAAGAACAAUACCACAUCUAGUUUUCAAGUAAUAAUUUAUUUAUACUAUUGAUUCUGAUGUAACAAUGCAACCUCAAAAAUAUAAUGAUACCAAUACAAAGAUGUACACUACGUGAAGUUGCGUAAUACUGUAGUUAACUACUUUACCGGUACGUGAAGACGUUUAAUAUCGGUACUCAAAUAAAGUACAGCAAGGUUUCUCAAAUCUAAAGAAGUACCAACAAUCCUUAGCCUUUUAAUAUUCAAAUAAGUAACAGACUACAACAGCAUUAAAGAGGCUCAAGAAAAUAUGGAAUGACAAAAAUAUAGCCUCAAAAUUAGGCUGAUGCGCUCAUUAGUCCUCUCCAUUUACCUGUAUGCCUGCUAAUCCUGGACAUUAACAGCUGAUCUUGAAAGGAAAAUAAAGGAUAUGGAGAUGAUAUGCUUCAGAAGCAUUUUGGGCAUCUGCUAUUGGGACCAUAUCUCCAAUAAUACAGUGAAAGAAAGGGUUCGUCAGGCAAUAGGGGAGUACGAUGACCUACUGGUGACUGUGAAAAAACGGCCACGUAACAAGGAAACAAGGACUUGCCAAACAAAUAUUGCAGGGCACCAAAAGAGGAGGGAGAAGAAGAGGAAGACAAAGAAAAAGAUUGGAGGAUAACAUCAAAGAGCGGACAGAACUAACACUGGGCGAUGCUGUGCGUAGUGCAGAAGACAGAGACGAAUGGAGGAGGAUGGUUCACAUGUCAUCUGUGGCGCCCCAACGGUCCAAGGACUAAGGGACAUGAGGAUGAGGAUGAUGAAUAGUACGUCCAGACGUGUUACCCUCAAAUAAAUUACAGAACAGUAUUUGAAAAUGUGUAAUACGCAAAUAAAUUACAGUACAGUAAGGGAACAUGUUUAAUACUGUACUAAAAUAUGUUACAGUUACAGUAGGUCUACAGGUGGCAGUCGACCAUCUUAUUUAUAGUCAAGGUCUUUAUAUUUUCCAGAAUGGAAGUUCUUAAAUGUCAAGGGUCUGAGAGUAUUAUCUAUCUGUAUAGAACUUUUCAGUGGAGAUCAGUGAUCAGCAAACUUUCCAAAUAAAGGAGGGGACGAGGGGGGGGGGAGACUUUGAGUGGGGGUGGGUGGUAGAACAUUGCUCCAAGUUAAUUUGGCAGCGAUACGAAAAAUUCACAAAAGGGAAAUAACAGUUGUACGCUUAAGCCUAUAACAAUAGACUUUGUUCACUUACACGCCACUCCCGAGAUCAUAACAAUAGACGUUGUUCACUUACACGUUUUAAAAGCCAUAACAAUAGACUUGAUUGACUUAUACCCCACUCACAAGGCCAUAACAAUAGACUUUGUUGACUUACACCCCCUCCCUCACAAGGCCAAAACAAUAGACUUUGUUGACUUACACUCCAUCCCUCACAAGGCCAUAACGAUAGACUUUGUUGACUUAUACCCCACUCCCAAGGCCAUAACAAUAGACUUUGUUGACUUACACUCCAUCCCUCACAAGGCCAUAACAAUAGACUUUGUUGACUUACACCCCAUCCCUCCCAAGGCCAUAACAAUAGACUUGUUGACUUUUAACCCAGUCCCAUGGCCAUAACAAUAGACUUUGUUGACUGAUACCCCACUCCCAAGGCCAUAACAAUAGACUUUGUUGACUUAUACCCCUCUCCCAAGGCCAUAACAAUAAACUUUGUUGACUUAUACCCCACUCCCAAGGCCAUAACAAUAGACUUUGUUGACUUAUACCCCACUCCCAAGGACAUAACGAUAGACUUUGUUGACUUAUACCCCACUACCAAGGCCAUAACAAUAAACUUUGUUGACUUAUACCCCACUCACAUGCCAUAACAAUAAACUUUGUUGACUUACACUCCAUCCCUCCCAAGGCCAUAACAAUAGACUUUUUGACUUAUACGCCACUCCCAAGGCCAUAACAAUAGACUUUGUUGACUUAUAACCCACUCACAAGACCGUAACAAUAAACUUUGUUGACUUAUACCCCACUCCCAAGGCCAUAACAAUAGACUUUGUUGACUUAUACCCCACUCCCAAGGCCAUGACGAUAGACUUUGUUGACUUAAACCCCACUCCCAAGGCCAUAACAAUACACUUUGUUGACUUACACUCCAUCCCUCACAAGGCCAUAACGAUAGACUUUGUUGACUUAUACCCCACUCCCAAGGCCAUAACAAUAGACUUUGUUGACUUACACCCCAUCCCUCCCAAGGCCAUAACGAUAGACUUUGUUGACUCAUACCCCACUCCCAAGGCCAUAACAAUAGACUUUGUUGACUUCCACUGCAUCCCUCACAAGGCCAUAACGAUAGACUUUGUUGACUUAUACCCCACUCCCAAGGCCAUAACAAUAGACUUUGUUGACUUACACCCCAUCCCUCACAAGGCCAUAACGAUAGACUUUGUUGAUUUACACUCCAUCCCUCACAAGGCCAUAACGAUAGACUUUGUUGACUUACACUCCAUCCCUCACAAGGCCAUAGCGAUAGACUUUGUUGACUUACACUCCAUCCCUCACAAGGCCAUAACGAUAGACUUUUGUUGACUUACACUCCAUCCCUCCCAAGGCCAUAACAAUAGACUUUUUUUUGACUUAUACGCCACUCCCAAGGCCAUUACAAUAGACUUUGUUUUCACUUAUACCCCACUCACAAGACCGUAACAAUAAACUUUGUUGACUUAUACCCCACUCCCAAGGCCAUAACAAUAAACUUUGUUGACUUAUACCCCACUCCCAAGGCUAUGACGAUAGACUUUGUUGACUUAUACCCCACUCCCAGGCCAUAACAAUAGACUUUGUUGACUUACACUCCAUCCCUCACAAGGCCAUAACAAUAGACUUUGUUGACUUACACCCAUCCCUCCCAAGGCCAUAACGAUAGAAUUUGUUGACUUAUACCCCACUCCCAAGGCCAUAACAAUGGACUUUGUUGACUUACACUCCAUCCCUCCCAAGGCCAUAACAAUAGACUUUGUUGACUUAUACCCCACUCACAAGGCCAUAACGAUAAACUUUGUUGACUUAUACCCCACUCCCAAGGCCAUAACAAUGGACUUUGUUGACUUACACUCCAUCCCUCCCAAGGCCAUAACAAUAGACUUUGUUGACUUAUACCCCACUCACAAGGCCAUAACGAUAAACUUUGUUGACUUAUACCCCACUCCCAAGGCCAUAACAAUGGACUUUGUUGACUUACACUCCAUCCCUCCCAAGGCCAUAACAAUAGACUUUGUUGACUUAUACCCCACUCACAAGGCCAUAACGAUAAACUUUGUUGACUUAUACCCCACUCCCAAGGCCAUAACAAUAGACUUUGUUGACUUACACCCCAUCCCUCACAAGGCCAUAACAAUAGACUUUGGUGACCUACACCCCAUCCCUCCCAAGGCCAUAUCAACACACAACGUUCUUCUCUUUAUGUCAUGUUUUUCGAUUCAAGCUUCCCCAUGCCUUGUUCUUCUACUAUUUAAGAUAACAGUGUAUGUCAAUGUUGACUUAAAGACAGACAAGGUUUGCUGUCAGGUCAACACGACGGCAACUCCAAGGCUCUACAAACGACUCGACUCAGAGUUUUUAUCCUGAACCAUAUUUCCCCACCCUAAGUGGAUCCAGAAAGUGUUGGAAGUCAGAGAGGAACUUUGUUCAUGAUCUCAAAAUACUGAGUCAUUGAUUUAUUUGAUGGGUAUAGAUCAUCCCUUACAUAAUGGCAUAGUUAAUCCCAUAAUACGUAAUGGUAUAGUUCACUCCUUACAUAACGGUAUAGUUCAUCCCUUACAUAAUGGUAUAGUUCAUCCCUUACAUAAUGGUAAAGUUCAUCCCUUACAUAAUGAUAUAGUUGAUCCCUUACAUAAUGGUAUAGUUCAUCCCUUACAUAAUUGUAUAGUUCAUCCCUUACAUAAUGGUAUAGUUCAUCCCUUACAUAAUGGUAAAGUUCAUCCCUUACAUAAUGGUAUAGUUCAUCCCUUACAUAAUGGUAAAGUUCAUCCCUUACAUAAUGGUAUAGUUCAUCCCUUACAUAAUGGUAAAGUUCAUCCCUUACAUAACGGUAUAGUUCAUCCCUUACAUAAUGGUAAAGUUCAUUCCUUACAUAAUGGUAAAGUUUAUCCCUUACAUAAUGGUUUAUUUCAAUUGAGGUUCUUUUAGAGGUUAAUAAAUGUUGUAACCUGGCUGAAGAGCCCCCCCCCCCUCCCACCUCCAACACGCACACGCAAACAAGUAAUGAAUUUAAAAAUGUUGCCACACGAAUGCUACACCUCUGUAAAUCAAUAGUCUAGAAACUAAUGAUUCAAAAGUUAUGUUUGGCGUCUUGUCCUCAGUGGCGUAGCUGAAUCAUGAAUCAUUUGCGUCCCAAUUCUAUAGGCUACCUGUACUAAAACAUAGAGCCUCACCCUACACAAGUUCUAUGUGUCCACUGGUUGCACAACUGACUGGCCAUGAGAGCUAACCGCAUCACUCCCUUGAGAGAACGCUCUGGAAGCCAGGCCAGGUCACCGCCACCACUGUCCAAUAUGUUGACCUUGUUUAGUUAAUCAGUUAAGUCCUUGCUUAUCUUAUUUUAGCCCAUUUCUUACAUUAUUGUAGGGACAGUAACCGUGGGUUGUAGAGAAGCGACAGAUGCACCAAGUUCUAGACAAGUGAUGAUUGACUUACGGGAAUUGUUCAUUUUUCUUGUGGGAGCCUUGUGUAAGUUCACUAAAUAUUCUGUAAUUGGUUACACUUAGACUGCACAUACAUAAGACGUCUUGUCUCGUGAACAAAUAAAUCACCGCUUUGAAAUGUUAAAAUGUUAUGCUGAAACCACUUUCCAAUUUUUCAAGUUAGACUCGGUUGAAAGAUAUAUUGACUGUCAGCCGAGAAGGGGUGACAACCGUCCGUCACUUGAAAAAUUAAAAAAAUACCAAAAAAAAAAAAAAAAAAAAACACCUUUCUGUUUUUUUUUAAGCUAAAAAAAAAAAAAAAAAAAAAGAUUCAACUUGUAUGGGUUCUUUCGUGUAUGAUCAUAAUCUUGGGAAAGUAAAACAUACAUGAUAAUACCAUACAUUAAACUAACACUAUAGCUGACAAUGAAUUAUAUACUUCAUAUAUAAUAUAUAUAUAUAUGUAUAUAUAAAUCUUUUCCAUAGUGUUUUUAUUAUUUAUUUUUAUAAACAUUGGUCGUAACAAAUAAUUUUGACCAGAUUUGAAAGACAAAAUCUAUUCAAAUGUUCAUCAGUACAUUUGAUGGAGUUGGCAACCCGUGUCCCAAGCCAGGGGUUGUCAGAUAUUUUGAUAGAGCGAGUAAGACACUGAGUUAAAACAGGAAAACACAAGAAACCAACCAAAUUAUACUGAAAUUAUACAGCAGACGACUUGGCGUAUACUUAAGACUUACUGUCCAUUUACGCUAAGCGAAUUGAUCGUGGGCCAUUUAUAAAUAGAAGAAGAAGAAUAAACGUUUGAUGUUUGCACCAAAUUAUAUUUCAACUCAAUGCAAUGCUUGUAAAGAGUUUCAAACACGCCUUAACCUCAUAUAUAAAGCUUAAACUAUGCACCACAACACCGGACUACCACAACACCAGACUACCACAACACCAGACUACCACAACACCAGACUACCACAACACCAGACACAAACACCAGACUACCACAACACCAAACUACCACAACACCAGACACCAACACCAGACUACCACAACACCAGACUACCACAACACCACACUACCACAACACCAGACAAAAACAACAGACAACCACAACACCAGACUACCACAACACCAGACACAAACACCAGUCUACCACAACACCAAACUACCACAACACCAGACACAAACACCAGACUACCACAACACCUGACUACCACAACACCACACUACCACAACACCAGACACAAACUACAGACUACCACAACACCAGACUACCACAACACCAGACACAAACACCAGACUACCACAACACCAGACUACCACAACACCAGACUACCACAACACCAGACUACCACAACACCGGACUACCACAAGACCAGACUACCACAACAUCAGACUACCACAACACCAGACACAAACACCAGACUACCACAACAUCAGACUACCACAACACCGGACUACCAAUACACCAGACUACCACAACACCAGACUACCACAACACCAGACUACCAUAACACCGGACUACCAAUACAUCAGACUACCACAACAUCAGACACAAACACCAGACUACCACAACAUCAGACUACCACAACACCGGACUACCAAUACACCAGACUACCACAACACCAAACUACCAUAACACCAGACUACCACAACACCAGACACCACAACACCAGACUACCACAACUUUAGACCACAACACCAGACUACCACCACACCAAACUACACCACAACACCAGACUUCACCACAAAAUCAGACUUCACCAACACUAGACUACCACAACACCAGACGACCACAAUACCAGACUACUACAAAACGAGACUUCCACAACACCAGACUACCACAACACCAGCCUACUCCAACACCAGACUACCACAACACCAGUCUACGACAACACCAGAUGGCGACCACACCAGACUUCACCAACACCAGACUGCACCGGCACCAGACUACACCACAACACCAGACUUCAGUACAACACCAGACUUCACCAACACCAGACUUCACCAACACCAGACUACACCGACACCAGACUACACCACAACACCAGCCUACACACACACCAGACUACACAAACACAAUAUAUUUACAACAAUAAAAAAAAACAAAAAAAAACAAAAGAUUAGCUGCGAAGAGUAUGUAAAUUCUUCACCAAGGUCACGGGUCACGGGUCACAUGCCAAAUUGGCUACCGGAUCUGAAUGAUGAUAAUGAAACUCAUUGUCUACGAAUUAAUAUUCACCUAACUUUAUAAAACGCAUACAAAAAACCACUAUGUCAAUCAUUUGUUUAAACCAAAUGAAACACAGUUCUAGAAAUGAGAGACAAUUUCAGGUAGUUUUCUUUUCACCUCUCUGUGGGUCAAGGGCAGGUUAUCCAAAGGGCAAGUUGACCAGCGUGUCCUCACUGCGCAUGCUCAAGGAUCAUGAAACAGACUUAUGUGUGGUCAUCGUCUGCUUUACCCAGGCAGGUUUGCCACCGUACCUGUGAUUAAUGCCCCGAUGGGUCUAAUCCUGUAGACGGUGUGAGACUGUAUUGCUGCGUUCUAACUUUCUAACCCUCAAAGCACGCUAAGUUUGGAACCUUGAACUCAAUGAGGGAUUGGGGCAGAGUGAUAGCGUUGAUUAAGUUGGGGUAAGAAUUUGGGAGUUGAAUGUUGGGAAUCAGGGAGGAACCAUCAAAUAUUAUGCAACUCCUUUGAAUGGUUUGUAUAGAAGGAGGUAAAGCGUUCGACCACUUAUGUUAGCGUAUAUAUAAUAAUUGACGUAGGCCCUAUUCUUGAAUGAUGUCUACAAGGGACAAUAGAUAUUAAGCAACAUGCCAACAGAGCAUCUUGCUGACUAAACUUAAGACAUCAAUACUUGAUCUGUUCAUUUUUGUGUGUGUGGCCAUUGAAGAGUUAUUUUUACCGGCUACAACGUUUGAGCACAACACCCAAAUUACAAGACCCAUGCUAUUUUCCACCAAACUGAUAAUUUGAAUAUCUUAAAUUUUUCAUAAAUGUCUGACAUUUCUCCAUUUAGCGCUGUCCCAUGGGGUGGCCCCCUACCAUGAUCCCCACUGUGGAGGGAAGCAGGUGAUUGUCCACUUGUUUGAGUGGAAAUGGACUGACAUUGCCAAAGAGUGCGAAAGAUAUCUUGGACCAAAAGGAUUUUGUGGCGUCCAGGUCAGUUGAAAGAUUUGCUAGUUCGAUAAGUUAUAAUGCAGCUUCACUUAAUUGAUCGUCUGUAACACAAUGGCAGAUUGGUUUAAAAAGGAGGGGGGGGGGAGGGGUGUGAUCUUUGUGAUCACUUACCUUCCAGAUAUUGAUAAUAUAGGAUACCAUGUAAGGGACUGCGUUCAAGCCUGGCAAAGUAAAUAAUGGAACAAUAUUUUUUAAGGGUUGAAAAUAAAAAGACUUGACAAUGACGAUGACGUUUCGGCUAAACGCCUUCGCCGGCAGACAAGAGGAAAAAAAAUACAAUACAAAUAAUCAGAAAUUUAAAACGUAUGUGUUCGAAGAUUCUGUUCCAAAUGUAGUUUUUGAAGUAUAAUAUUUUUGAAUAUAAAUAUUGUUUAAAGAAGAAUUUAUAGCUUUAAAAAAUGUAAGGUAAUGGAAUGGUUAAAUAAAUGUAAGGUAAUGGAAUGGUUAAAUAAAUGUAAGGUAAUGGAAUGGUUAAAUAAAUGUAAGGUAAUGGAAUGGUUAAAUAAAUGUAAGGUAAUGUAAUGGUUAAAUAAAUGUAAGGUAAUGGAAUGGUUAAAUAAAUGUAAGGUAAUGGAAUGGUUAAAUAAAUGUAAGGUAAUGGAAUGGUUAAAUAAAUGUAAGGUAAUGGAAUGGUUAAAUAAAUGUAAGGUAAUGUAAUGGUUAAAUAAAUGUAAGGUAAUGGAAUGGUUAAAUAAAUGUAAGGUAAUGGAAUGGUUAAAUAAAUGUAAGGUAAUGGAAUGGUUAAAUAAAUUUAAGGUAAUGGAAGAAGGCGUUUAAUCUCCUUAAUAAGGAAAAAAAUUUUGCAUGUUAAAAAAAAAAACGGAUAAACUAUAUUUAUAUGCAUUCAGUGAUAAAACAAGCCAGUCUUUUCGGCAUAGUAUGUGUCUCCGCCCAUGGUAAGUCUUGUAAUGAGUUCUCUUUUUUUACCUUAGAUUUCCCCGCCUAUGGAGCACACCAUGAUUACCACAGACGGCGACCGCCCCUGGUGGGAGCGCUAUCAGCCAGUCAGUUACAAGCUGGUCAGCAGAAGUGGAAACGAGGCGCAGCUCAAAGACAUGGUCCAAAGGUGUAAGGCGGUCGGCGUCAGGUACGAUGUCGCAUAUGAUAUAUGAUGUAUGGUAUAAGACAUAUGGUAUAUGAUAUAUGCUUUAUGUUAUAUUGUAUAUGAUACAUAAAAAUGAUUUACAAUAUUUGGUAUAUGAUAUAAGGAAUCUGAUUUAUGGGGUAAUUUCUUUCCUACACUUUGGUGUUGAGUUCCCAUCAGCUUUCAGCAGGACCUACUGACGGGGGUCCGCUCUCAGACGACAGUCAAGAGGUGUAAGACCAGCCGGGGGUAAAUUUAAUCUCAGACAUUUUGAGUUAAAGGGAAGAAAGUGAAAGUUAUAGGUAAUACAUAAAACUAGGAUGGUGAUAAUUGUGUCAAAUAAUCGAAAAUAUUGUUUUGGUUGAGUAUGGAGUCGGAAUCGAAAAGUUGAUCCGAAUCCUUAUAUCAUGUAUUCCUACCUCCCACCCCCACCCCCUCCCCCUCCCAUUGGUUUAUACAAGACAGUGUAGGGGAAUGGAAAUUAAUGGAAUCCUCUUUACCCCAUUAUGUUAUUCAAGCAUAAUAGAUUAUCUCAGGCGUUUAGACAAUUUUAAGAUAUCACGUGACCGGGACGUCAUUGCGAAUUGAGGAUGAGACUUUGAAAUUUCCCCGAACUUUGUGGUGCUUUAUUAUUUAAAUUAAUAGAACAGUUUGAGAUCCUCCCCACAGUUUGAGAUCCUCCCCACAGUUUGAAAUCCUCGCCACAGUUUGAGAUCCUCCCCACAGUUUGAGAUCCUCUCCACAGUUUGAGAUCCUCCCCACAGUUUGAGAUCCUCCCCACAGUUUGAGAUCUUCCCCACAGUUUGAGAUCCUCCACUGUUUGAAAUCCUCAACUGUUUGAGAUUCGCCCAUAUAAAGGAGGGGGGAUUGCACAAUAUUUGUAAAACAUUUAGUGUCUGUCAGAUCUUCGCUUAAGUCAGUAAGAUCUUCUCUUGCGUCAGUAAGAUCUUAUCUUGUGUCAAUAAGAUCUUCCUUUGCGUCAGUUAUAUAUUCUUUUCGUCAUUAAGAUCUUCUCUUGUAUCACUAAAAUCUUCUCUUGUGUCAGUAAGAUCUUCUCUUGCGUCGGUAUGAUCAUCUCUAGUGUCAGUAAGAUCUUCUUGUGUUUCAGUAAGAUAUUCCCUUGUGUCUGUAGAUCUUCUCUUGUGUCAGUAAGAUCUUCUCUUGCGUCAGUAAGAUCUUCUCUUGCGUCAGUAAGAUCUUCUCGUGUUUCAGUAAGAUAUUCACUUGCGUCAGUAAGAUCUUCUCUUGCGUCAGUAAGAACUUCUCUUGUGUCAGUAAGAUCUUCUUUUGCGUCGGUAAGAUCAUCUCUUGCGUCAGUAAGAACUACUCUUGCGUCAGUAUGAUCUUCUCUUGCGUCAGUAAGAUCUUCUCUAGUUUCAGUAAGAUAUUCUCUUGUGUCUGUAGAUCUUCUCUUGUGUCAGUAAAAUCUUCUCUUGUGUCAGUAAGAUCUUCUCUUGCGUCAUUAAGAUCUUCUCUUGCGUCAGUAAGAUCUUCUCUUGCGUCAGUAAGCUCCUCUCUUGCGUCAGUAAUAUUUUCUCUCACGUCAGUUAGAUCCUCUCUUCCUUCAUCGUAAAAACCUAAAUUUUAACAUCCCAUAUCCUCUAAAGUAAGUUUCUACCACUUUGAAUAAAGACCACAUUAAAAACAAUUUAAACGCUGUCACAUAAAGAAAGUUAACUAAUUGAAAAAAAUAUAAUUUAUUGAUUCAUAAAAAGAAUUGUAAAAAAUAAAUAAAAAUAUGCUCCCCGCGGCGUUGCCUCUGUAAAAAAAAAUAUCAUAAAUUUGUGAAUCUUUCAUAGCGUAUUGUUAUUGCCAGCUUGAGAAAUAAAAAUUGCUUUUUCAAAUUACUUUAUAGUAACUUCGCAUUUGUUCGUAUGUUCCCGUCAUUCUAUCGAACUAAAACUUGGCGCUUAGACUCUUUGCCGAUGACAUCGCAUUCUGUCAAAUUUUCAGCCCCGCGCCCCACCCUCCAAAAAUCUGUUUUUUUCUGUAUUUUAAGGGGAAUGUGAAGGAAAUAUGAUGCCACUGAUAUCUGAAAAUGAAAUUCCCGAUAACUGCGUUGAAUGAGAUUCUUUUUUUUUUUUUAAUAUCGCAUGUGUGUUUGGUGCGUACUUCAGAAAUAGUUGGUGAAGUAACUCUGCGGCAUAAAAGCGGUUGGUACAAUAGAAUAUUGAUAUAAUAACAUUUAAAAUGUAUUUAAAAGAUUUAGUCAAAAAACUUUGUUUUUAUUUGUCUGUUUUUUUUUGUUUGUUUUUUACAAAUUCUUUUUUCAUACUUUAAAGUCCGCUGUGCAAUAUUUAUCUCCAUAUGUUUAUAUGACAGAGUUUACGUAGACGCUGUCGUGAAUCACAUGGCUGGCCUUGGGCGUUCCGGGACCGGCACGGCUGGCAGCCAUUUUGAUUCCGACGCCAGAGACUUCCCGGGAGUGCCCUUCACCAUAGAGAACUUCAACGACAGGAGCGACUGCCAGUCUCACGAUGGUAACGUGAACAAGUAGGUCCCUGCUCCCCCUUGUCACCGUCUCCGUGGCGUCUAAGUUAACUUUCAACCAUUUUGCAUUUUCUCAGAGUUUUUGUCGACGCCGUUGUCAACCACAUGGCCGGUCUCGGGAGGUCAGGGGUCGGCACGGCCGGAAGUACUUUUAACUCGGAUGCCAGGGAUUUUCCAGGUGUUCCGUUCACGAAAGAGAACUUUAACGACAGGAGUGACUGCCCCUCUGGGGACGGCAACGUGAACAAGUAAAUCGCAUUGCUUAAAUGUAUUUGUAGGUUCUAGUUUCUAGGGCAGACUGCAGGGGAUAAUCCACAAAGGGCAGCCUGGUGGACAUGAUCCACUAAGGGCAGCGUGCUGGACAUAAUCACAAAAGGGCAGCCUGGUGGACGUAAUCCACAAAGGGCAGCCUGGUGAACAUAGUCCACACAGGUUGCCCAUAUUCCACCGAUAAUUUGUUGAUAUUUUCCUAAGAUAGCCGUUUAAAAGGAAGUAGUUUUUUUUUUAAAAUCACUCAAUUGCUUAUUAGAUUUUGUCAGUACAUUAUAAUCCAGCCGCUCACACCCCCUCCCCUGUCUAUGUAUUGUAUGACUUUGUCAUUUUUCUGGAUGGCCACGACGUUUAGAUUAAUGAACACGUAUUGAAACUACUCAUUAUCAACAGCAUAAAAUCAGCAAAUUAAGUCUAUACGUCAUCUCUAUUUUGAUGCAGACAGAUAUUUCACAGCCGAGACGACAGUUAUGAUAUGUCAGCCAAGUAGGCAAUACACAUUUAGGCCUAUUAAGAGUUUCAUUGGCCAGUUAAGAUGACGCAACACAUGUAAUCAUAGUUUCGGUUGUGAGUUAUCGGAUAUAUUAAUUAUACAAAUUCCAGUACACGUCUAAAUAAAUGUCUGUUACGUUAACCCCAUAAGGAAAAUGAAUUAGUUUUUUUUUUCGACAAUAAGGUAGAUGUUAGCUAUGCUUAUCUUCCUAAUUUUCUCAUGUUAUUUUGAAGAAAUUUUGAGGUGAAAACACGUGACACAUUUGCGUCUAUUGCCUCAGGCCUUCCAACCCCCAGUGCAUGAUACCCUCACAAAGAAGCCCUUGCAACCAGUGAAAUAUCCUCAUUAACAACAUACACAUAAACAUAGCAAAUCCCCUCUACAUGCACGGGGAUACAAAAAUGAUCAACAAAUUAAUCGUGGGCCCUUAAUAUACAGAAGAAGAAGAAAUCUCAUGUAAAUUUCAUGUACGCUUUUCUCAUUUAAGUCAAUGCUAUUUUAUCUUUCUAUUUAAAUGUAAUGUUAGAAUGUUUUCCCAGUCAAGAAACUUUCGUGUGCCCUUCUUGUUGCCAAACUCUACCACAUCGCUCGUGAAGACAAUUUUCUUUUGAUGUUCUACCUCUAGCUACGGUGACCCGAAAAACGUCAGAAAUUGCUACCUUGUGGGUCUGACCGACUUGGACGGUAGCCAGGCUUACGUCCAGGACAAGGUCGCUGGCUACUUCAACCACCUCAUCGAAAUUGGUGUGGCUGGGUUCCGUGUGGACGCCGCUAAACACAUGUGGCCAAAGGACCUGGAAGCCAUUUUGACCAAGGUAUUGAACAUGGUAUUGGUUUGCUGUACACUUUAAAUACGCCACCAAAUACUGCCAGGAUUUUACACCUACAUUACUUUUCAUCAUCAUCAUGUCCCUUAGUCCUUGGACAGUUGGGACGCCACAGAUGACAUGUGAACUAUCCUCCUCCAUUCGUCGCUGUCUUCACAAAGCACAGCAUCACCUAGUUUUAGUCCCUUCCACUCUUUGAUGUUAUCUUCCCAUUUUUUUUUGUCUGUCUUCCUCUUCUUCUCCCCCCUCUUGUGGUGCCCUGCAAUAUUUCUUUGGCAAGCCCUUGUUUCCUUGUUACGUUUCCGUACAUUACUCUUAGAUUUGUUUAUAAGAACAAUCUUAGAUUUCCCUGAAUAUAAACAAAACAUUAAGUAUAUUUGUUUUGGAUCUUAUAAUUCUUGAUUCAUAUUAGCGUGAUGUCACACUAGCUGGCUCUUACACUAGCUGGUUGUUACACUAGCUGGCUGUCACAAUGGUAGUAUGUUGCAGGAGCAGGAUGUUACAAUAACAAGAUGUUACACUAGUAGCAUUUCAUUUAAAAAAAUCUCCAUUAUCAUUAGGAUGUCACAAUAGCUGUCUGUUACACUAGCUGGCUGUUAAACUAGCGGGCGGUUACAUUAGCAGAAUGUCACAUUAGCAGGAUGUCACAUUAGCAGGAUGUUAAACUAGAAUUAUGUUGUUUUGUUGUUUUUUUUUAAAGUAAAAGACUUUCAAUACUCCUGUGCCACUUAAAGUCUCCGGCCGACUCGCCUAUUUAUACAAUUUUCAUAAUUAUUAUUUUACCUUACGUUGUGUAUCAAUAGACCCAUGACCUGCCCGAAGGGGGGCGACCAUUUUUCUACCACGAGGUCAUUGACAGAAAUGAUGGUGCCAUUAAAGUGGACGAGUACUACCAUCUUGGCUACGUCACAGGUGGGCUACCCCCUUUUCAACGGUUUCUUGUUUGCACUGAGAGAAACAUUUGAUCAAUUACCAAUAUGAAAACAAUAUUGUCUUUACCAAAGUGAAAAAUCUUAAGAUUGAAAAGGCGGAUGUAAGGUUGGGCGGGAGGGGGUCGGGAGGGGGUGGUAACACCUAAUACAUUUAGUCACUUACAAAAUGAAAAUCUUAAAUAUCAGUUUUGACCAAACAUUGGUAUCAAUUGUCUAUUUUUUACUGCCAGAGAGUUCUGUAGAGAUUAACAAUUAGAGCCACGGAGAAAAGUUUUUGUAAUCAAAUUGCGCUUCAAAUUGUACUUCAAAAGUGUACUUCAAAUUGCACUUUAAAAGUGUACUUCAAAUGGUACUUUAAAAUUGUACUUCAAAUUGUACUUUGAAAUUGUACUUCAAAUUGUACUUUAAAAGUGUAUUUCAAAUUAUACUUUAAAAUUGUACUUCAAAUUGUACUUUAAAAUUGUACUACAAAUUGUACUUUAAAAUUGUACUUCAAAUUGUACUUUAAAAUUGUACUUCAAAUUGUACUUUAAAAUUGUACUUCAAAUUGUACUUUAAAAUUGUACUUCAAAUUGUACUUCAAAUUGUACUUUAAAAUUGUACUUCAAAUUGUACUUUAAAAGUGUACUUCAAAUUGUACUUUAAAAUUGUACUUCAAAUUGUACUUUAAAAUUGUCCUUCAAAUUGUACUUUAAAAGUGUAAUACAAAUUGUACUUUAAAAGUGUACUUCAAAUUGUACUUUAAAAGUGUACUUCAAAUUGUACUUUAAAAUUGUACUUCAAAUUGUACUUUAAAAUUGUCCUUCAAAUUGUACUUUAAAAGUGUAAUACAAAUUGUACUUUAAAAGUGUACUUCAAAUUGUACUUUAAAAGUGUACUUCAAAUUGUACUUUAAAAUUGUACUUCAAAUUGUACCUCUGUCUUACUAGUCAGGUGAACUUUGUCCUUUUCCAGAGUUCAGGUUCCCACAAAAGGUCAAAGAAGGUGCAAGUGGCGACCUUGGCCGUCUAGGGUCAGUCUAUGACCCCGGCUGGGGAAUGGCUUCUCCCGACAACGCCUUUGUUUUUGUGGACAACCAUGACACCCAGAGGGGAAACGAGGCUCUGACCUACAAGGUCAGUGUGACAUUAACUAUUGAAUGGGGGUCAUCCAUAGAAAAGAUCACAGGAAAAAAGGAACAGAAUAAACUUUUUAUUAACCGUAAUUUUCUUUGUAAGUGUAUAUGAAUAAUACUAUUUUUUUCUUUUGACUUUUAAUCCUAUAAUCCCACCCCCCCACCCCAAACCCUAAACCCCACCACGUGCACAUAACCAAAAGUUCUGUUUGCAAUAACCAUCACUACAUUAUGAAUUUCGAAUUUGCCAUUUGACAAAGUUGACAUUCAUUAUGCCUACUUCAAAAAUUACGUUAGGCUCAGUUCACACGAUCAAAUUCCUUUCAAAUUUUCGUUCAUACAUUGGAUGAAGCCUUGUCAAACUUUCAAAUCUCAACUAUCAAAUCACAACUUUCCAAUCACAACUUUUAAAUCACAACUUUUAAAUCACAACUUUCAAAUCGCAACUUUCAAAUCAAAACUUUCAAAUCACAACUUUCAAAUCACAACUUUCAAAUCACAACUUUCAAAUCACAACUUUCAAAUCACAACUUUCAAAUCGCAACUUUCAAAUCACAACUUUUAAAUCACAACUUUUAAAUCACAACUUUCAAAUCGCAACUUUCAAAUCAAAACUUUCAAAUCGCAACUUUCAAAUCAAAACUUUCAAAUCACAACUUUCAAAUCACAACUUUUAAAUCACAACUUUUAAAUCACAACUUUCAAAUCGCAACUUUCAAAUCACAACUUUCAAAUCACAACUUUCAAAUCACAACUUUCACAUCACAACUUUCAAAUCACAACUUUCAAAUCACAACUUUCAAAUCGCAACUUUCAUAUCACAACUUUCAAAUCACAACUCUCAAAUCACAACUUUCAAAUCACAACUUUCAAAUCGCAACUUUCAAAUCACAACUUUCAAAUCACUAUGUGAUCAAAUUCUCAUUUGUGUUUAAAAAAAAAAAAAAAAAAAAGAAAGAAAUUACCCACAAAGCAGUGCGUUCAUACAAAAGUUUGACGCUGCUUUGAAGCUAAUUUGAAAGGAAUUCGAUCGUGUGGACUGACUUUAAACUAUGAAUGCUUCAUGUCAAUGUGUCUUGCCAAAAACAGAAUGGCGCCGAGUACAAGAGAGCCGUGGCCUUCAUGCUGGCCUACAACUACGGGUUCACCCGUGUCAUGUCCAGCUACUACUUCACUGACAACUCGGCCGGGCCACCUCGUAACUCGGACAUGUCUGCCAAGGACGUCAUCAUUAAGUCGGACGGCACCUGUGACAACGGAUGGGUCUGUGAGCACAGGUGCGUUCUGGUGUCAAGGCUUUGGUUAUCAUGGUGUCUAGGUCGUCAUGGUGUCUUGGUCAUCAUGGUGUCUAGGUCGUCAUGGUGUCUAGGUCAUCAUGGUGUCAAUGCCAUGGUCAUCAUGCUGUGAAUGUUCGUUAAGUUCUUUAGGUACCUAUGUCAUUUCUCAACUUCAAAUAUCGACGGGGAGCUGAGCUGUGGGGUGCAUUACUCAUAUUAUAUUUUUAAUGCCAUCCGUCCGUCGCAAUGUGACGAUGGUGCAGACGCGUACGACGAAAUCACAUGGCCUGGGAUUUUUAUUUUAGGACUAUUAGCUGGUUCCCUAGACAUAGACAGAAAAUCGGCUCUGACCACGCACAUGGGUAACUCAAAGGAAUACCAUAUGUGGAUAAUACAGCUUGGCACCAGUAGCGUCGCAGGAGUUGUCGGUAAUUUCAUUGUGUCAAUGUAUCCGCCUGCGGGACUCCUUCUCCAGGUUUCGAUUCAGAGUUGCCUUCUCUUAGAUGAGUUGCCAUCCAAGGUUAAAGUGUCCCAUCUUCCUUGAGUACUUACUUGUCUUGGUCUUUGGUGGGGAUUGUACUCCAUAUUGUGGCGCUGGGUGGCCGAGUGGUCUGAACCGAGUCUUAUUUUUAAAAAAAUAUGCAUCCAAUUAUUACCGUUUUGAUUACCAUUGAUAAAUAAAGUUAUUUGAAUUGUUUUUAGGCACCGUCACCCAUUAAAAUAAUUAUAAAAAAACAACUCCCCACAACAGGUGGAAGCCAAUCGGCAACAUGGCCAUGUUCAGAAACGCUGUGGCUGGCACCAGCGUGGACAACUUCAAGUACGACAACGGGGUCUUGACGUUUAACAGAGGCAACAAGGGAUUCUUUGCCAUGAGUGUCAACAGCUUCAGUGUCUCUGUCAACACAGGUGAGGUAAACCAACAGGUGUGGUGUCUCUUUCAAUACGGGUGAGUCAUUGGCAGUUUAAGUGUCUCUGUCAACACAGAUGAGUAAAUCAAAAGGUUUCGUUUUUCUCUUAAUACAGGUAGCUUAAUGUGUGUGAACCUUGUAUCAUACCACUUGUCACAGUUCAUGAACCGAUCGAUUAUUUAUGAUUAUUUAUUUUUUAUGAUCCACUACUUUACUUAUGAGCACCAAGAAUAUCUAAAUUAGAGAAAAAAGUUUUGUGUGUGUCAUAGUCCACUAGGAAACUGUCGCUCCUUUGUUGUAAUUAUAGAAACAUAAAUAUUUCAUAUUCAAAUUUCUAUUGAUAACAUUUAUAGUGAUACCAUUUCCAUUGAUAACAUUUCUAUUGAUCACAUUUCUAUUGAUCACACUUAUAGUGAUUAUACUUCUAUUGACGAAAUUUCUCUUAAUGAUCCUUAAUUUCAACACAAUCCGGCCACGUAACUUGCCAAUUAAGAUUUUUGACCAGUUUAUGCUAUCUACGUAACUUCGCUGACUUUCAUAUGAAGUAAAUCUCAAUGUUACUAUUAGCCUGUUUGGCUUCCCCAUUUGUAGCAAAUCAAUGGUUACUUUUCUAAAAGCGUGCUAUCAAGUUAAUACAGCAUGAAUUUGAUCUCGAAUUAAAAAUAUGAAUUAAAUGUGAUCUCGACAAACACAACAACUAAUGAAAUCUCAUGCCUGUCCAGGUCUACCCGCUGGCGAGUACUGUGACCUGAUCAGCGAGUGUGCUCAGAAGAUUAGAGUUGACGGCAGUGGACGCGCCCAAGUCAGCCCCAAGGAUCCCAGUGAUCCCUUCGUGGCCAUUAUUGCCCGUGAGUCUCUUAAACGUGUACAUUCCAAAGAUCUUUUUGGAUUACAUACGAAAGUAUUUUUAUUAACCUCAUGUAACAGUAUUUCUUUUAAAAAAAUUCGUGGAACAAAAUGCCAAUGACGUCAUUUCCUGCGUACUUAAAUGUUUUUGUUUCCAGAGGGCGGUGACAGCAUUGUCGUCCCGGUGGUGACUGACAACCCCAAUUCCAACCCCAACCCCACCAACGCCCCUGUCGUGACGGGCCCCACCCAGACCCUGCCCCCGUACGUGCCGUCUGGAUCAGAGGACUUCCAGAGGACCGUGAUCUUGGUGGAGAAGCAGACGAAUCCAGGACAGGACCUUUUCAUCAGGGGUGGGAUCGAUUACGGCCAAAGAGGAGGUAACUCUCUUUUGAGCAGCAACCAAAUAAAAAUGUGCACGCCUGAAGCAGAGAUUUUAAGAAACGAAAUAAAUACCAGGUUUAAAAUAACGUAUGGCAUAAAAUUAAUAGAUUAAUGAAAUGUUUAUCUGCAACUUGAAGGCCAGUUAUAAAGCUGUGCUGUCUUUGUAUUGUUGUUCUUCUUCUUCUAUAUUUUGAGGGCCCACGAUCAAUGGAUUGAUCAUUCUGGCUCCUAUGUUUGCGCUUCUAAAAACCUCCCAACAGUGAUCAUAGACGUGGACGACUCUUAACUUCCAACAUUGUAUUUUGACUUCCUUCAUUAUCUGUUAGACAAUGGGAAACAAAAUAUAAAUUUAUAAUUUUUUGCUUUGGCGUAAAUUUCUUUAAAUAUGAAUCCACUACAAGAAAGGUAUAAAAAAAAAAAUUAAUUUUGGGUCACUUUUCUUUAUAAUUUUAGCUUGUGCCUCGGCUCUAAUGUUUAAUUAAAGGAAACAUUUGUUCUAUGUUACUUUUGUUCUAUGUAACAUUUGAUCUGUUACAUUUGUUCUAUAUUACAUUAGUUCUAUGUUAUGUGAACAGGCUGUUCAGCGACAACUCCAGUCACUACAAACCCGUGCGCCAUUCCCAUCAAACACAACGACCCUGGAAGCAGCAAUCACUUCGACAAGGUCAAAUUAAAUCAUAAUAUUCAUAUAUGUCUUUAAAGUUUAAAAAAUAUAUAUAUUAAUAUAUAGAAAAUCUAACAGGCAAUGAACCCGAAACGAAAGCAUUUCAACAAGUCAUGUUUUACUCCACAUUUUAUCAACUAAAAUAUCCAAUUAGAACUAUCAUGAACACUGUAGGACUAGCGUGAACACUGUAGCGCUUGCGUGAACACUGUAGGACUAGCAUGAACACUGUAGGACUAGCAUGAUACUAGCAUGAUAAUUGGAUGAUACUAGCAUAAUACUAGUAUGAUAAUAGCAUGAUACUAGCGUGAUACUAGCAUGGUGCUAGCAUGAUAAUAACAUGAUACUAGUAUGAUAAUAGCAUGAUACUAACAUGCUACUAGCUUGACUCUAGCAUGAUAUAGCAGGAUACUGGCAUGAUACUUGCAGGAUAAUAACAUACUAGCAUGAUACUAGCGUGAAACUAGCUUGAUACUAACAUGAUAGUAACAUAAUACUAGAGUGAUACUAGCAUGCUACUAGCAUGAUACUAGCAGAAUACUAGAAUGAUACUAGCAUGAUACUAACAUAAUACUAGCAUGAUACUAGCGUGUUAUAGCAUGACACUAACAUGAUACUAGCAUGAUAUUAGCUUGAUACUAGUAAUAUUCUUGCGUGGUACUAGUAUGAUACUAGCAUGAUACUUGCGGCAUACUUGAAUGAUCUCGUUGACCUGAGUUAACUGACGGUUCGACCAUGUUUUUCUCAGGUUAAGGCAUGGAGCGUCGGAGACAACUUCUUGGACUGGGCUGGACCGGAAUCUGGUCAGGGCGCCUAUCAGGGGCGCCAAUCGGAGGGCACUCCUGCUUUUUGGUCAACAAACGAAAGGUCUAACUCUGGGUACAGUGAUCUGAACACGUAAGCUAAAUUAUCUUUCUAGCUGUGGCAGUAAAAUCUAGACACCCAUCACGUGACAGCUCACCGAAAAUGAUCUGCCCACUCGACAUCCAUCCAGGGACAGUUGUUACACGAUGAUCUGCGAAAUGCCGACGCUAGAAAUGUGGAAUAUUUUAUCUAGUUUCUUUUUUAAAACUGAAUGGACCAAGCUUGUACAGUUCUUGGAGUUGUAUCUCCUCAAAUGUUCGUGUCAAGCAAGUGCCAAUAGGUGCAGGGUGACACUCUUAACUUUACGCUUGAAGGAUGGGUUGGCGAAAUUCUAUUAGUGAAAUAAUUAUAAGAAAAGGUGGUGGGAAAGACACUGCAUCCGCAAGGGUGAACUUAAAGAGCAAAGUGAUACGCUAGUAUGGGACCUUGACACCACAUGGCAUGAAUGAAAUGUUUUCUUUCACCUGGGAAAUCUUUUUCCCAUUGCUACAACCAAUCGCCGUUGACUUACGUUUUCCUCUCUCCCCCCUCCCCAAUUGGCCUAUAUUAGCUCACUUACCAACGAAUGGUCUAGCACAUUCUUCUUGCUGUCCCCAGCAUACAUCAUUUCAGCGACAUUCUAUUUUGUUAUAUUUAUGUUCGUCUUUGUUUGAUCGCCAAAGAAGGCAUCUUGCCGACACCUUCCAAGUUUCGUUUUGUCAUUUUUUAAAGGUUUAUCCAUAUCUUGUUGGACACAUAUCCUUCACGAAAUAACUAGAUGGUAGAUUUUAUAAUCAACUAUUAAGAUCCUGUUGUAGGCAUAUCGUUAAAUUUUUAUUUGUAUAGCACAUUGACAACCAGCGUAUCUUAGUCUCUUGUCUAACAAAGGCUGAAACGGCCAUCAGAGCACAAUAAUGAAACACUUAAACUGCUUAUCAUCUUAAUUCUGACACACUUUGCGAAUAGAGGACCAUACGUUAGACUCAGACCUCCAAAAAACUAAAAUACUAAAUUUUGUAGAUAUUUCCAAAGGCGUUAAAAUGUAUUAUCAAUUUUGUCAAGGAAUCCAUAUCUCUGCGCAAGGAGAUGGCUCUGGAAAAUUAUGUGAAUCCGAUAAACACAAACAGAUGUAUCCAUUGCGUCUUAUUUGGAUUCAUUAUUUAAAUGAUGGAUAGUAGUCUUAAUUAUACACAAGAUAAUGGUCUCAAUUAUACACAAGAUAAUGGUCUUCAUUAUACGCAAAUAGUGGUCUUAAUUAUACACAAGAUAGUUGUCUUAAUUAUACACAAGAUAAUGCUCUUCAUUUUACAGGUCAUUUUUAAAAGGCCUAGAGAAAUAUUAGUUUUCUCGUUUUAAUUGUUUCAAAUGUCCGUAAUCAAAUAGCUUUGUUACAAAUGUUAUUUACGCACGGGUUGAACGCUGAAACAACAAAUGUACCCUACAGACUUUAAAAGAUGUGCUAUUGAUAUCACAAACUACUUGCACCGGAAAGCACUUAUCAUCCUAAUAGAAAUAUGAUUAUUUAUCUCCUUUCACUCAAAGGAAAACAAAUGUUUAGCAUACAUCCAAUGCCAUGUAUUUUUCCCCUUGUUUCUCCCUUCCCCCGAUAGUUUGUCGCUGAUGAUUUUGUUGUUGUUAAAUUUAUUUAAAAAGAAAAUUGAAACCAACUUCAUUGUUUUUGAAAUUUCAGAAUGAGUGACGUCAUAGAAGCACUAUAUACUUUUAUAAUUUUUUUAGUUUUAUUUAUGGCUCUGUUACUAAAUUUAAUACCAAUAUUUUACAGUUUUCAAAAAUUAUUUUCUGUAUAGACAGAAAAACAAUUUAAUGUAUAUAUAUAUUAUCGGCAAAUGUGUGAAAUCCCGCAAAGUAUAAAAUUGUUUUUAUUUCACAAAUUUCCUAGGCAUUCUAUACAAUGCCGAAGAGCAACUCGGCAAUGCAUAUAAUACCCCGCCAUUCAUUUUUGAUUCUCGGCUAGGCCGUGCCCUCCCCUUGACAUUUUGCAAUAAAUUCAGACAGGAAGAACUCGAACAAAUAAUAAAAACGUACAAACAACACAGCAUGAAGAAGCAAUCACCAGAUGCAAGAUACAGAGCCUAUAACACAGAAUACUAAAGAGAGUGAAAACGAUAAUGGAGAAAAUUAAACUGAUGUGAAGGUAUGGUUACCGAAGAUCCUUCUACUUCUGCUGUUUGUUGUGUCUGCUUAAAAGAAAGCAGCGGUGCCCAUACGUGCCGAAGCUGUCAUCGUAAUGUUCAUGUUAUCUGUGGGCAUGCUGCUAACGACGAUGGAGACGAGGAAAUAGAAGGUUAUGGUGUUGGUAUUUUGUGCGGCCUGUAUUCCAAGAUUAAGAGAGCUGUAGAAUUAAGCUAGAAAAGAAUCUAAAUCGAACCUAGAAAUCCAUGCCAGAAAAAUGAAACUAAACUCUUUACGAGCCACUGUGCGAGUUCCUAUUCCUGACAUUCACAAGGGACGGGAUGACUCACGGAAUCUAUCGGCAGUGGUUUGACAGUGACAGAAGACGGCUUUUACCGAUAUGGAACUGCACACGGUAUCUUCAAACAACUGUACUCGAGAUCGCAGUUUCGUUUAUGUCCAAAGGACUUAUUGAGAGUUGAAGACGUCCCUGACCAUGAAAUACAUCUCCGAUCUGCUGCUAUCUCUCAGUCAACAGGAAGCGGCCAAGGAUUCGUCAGGUGUAUGUGCAUGACCAAAUGACAAAACAUGAUGUGCCUGUGUGAAAAAGAAAACUAAUUGCAAUUCAAAGUGCCACUCUAGCCUUACUUGCUGCAUCAAGUAGCUCGAUGCUACCUUUGCUUGCCUUACUUGCUGCAUCAAGUAGCUCGAUGCUACCUUUGCUUGCCUUACUUGCUGCAUCAAGUAGCUCGAUGCUACCUUUGCUUGCCUUACUUGCUGCAUCAAGUAGCUCGAUGCUACCUUUGCUUGCCUUACUUGCUGCAUCAAGUAGCUCGAUGCUACCUUUGCUUGCCUUACUUGCUGCAUCAAGUAGCUCGAUGCUACCUUUGCUUGCCUUACUUGCUGCAUCAAGUAGCUCGAUGCUACCUUUGCUUGCCUUACUUGCUGCAUCAAGUAGCUCGAUGCUACCUUUGCUUGCCUUACUUGCUGCAUCAAGUAGCUCGAUGCUACCUUUGCUUGCCUUACUUGCUGCAUCAAGUAGCUCGAUGCUACCUUUGCUUUCCGGGUUAGUUUUUUAACGGCGUGCUUUCCUUAUUUCAUAUUUCUUCUGUCGUUUUCAAACGUGUUUUUCCAAACAAACAAAAAAAAAAAAAAACGUUUUCAUCAUGCUAUUUUUAAACUUUGCCUGAAGUACAUUUGUCAUUAUGUAUAAUAUCUAGGCAAUGUAUAAAAUGCCUAGGCAAAUUAUGUAACAUAAUCACGAAAAUCAAAUAUUUCAUACUUUGACUAAAUUCUAUACUUUAAAUUCCAUACAAUGCCUGCAUUUCACACACUGCUGGUAACAUAUAUAGAUAUAUUUCCAGAUAUGGCCCGCAUUACUGGGUUGUCGAUAUCAUGGUGGACUGCUCCAAAACAGAGAAGGGAUUUUUCGAGGUCAAGGCUGUUGUAAAUGGUGCCUGGGAAGGUGAUCAGCUGUCCGGGGCAUGUACCGGGCUCGGUGUACAAAGUCCACCGUACGCAUCCAAGAAUCACUUCGCCAGAUGUGGCUACAAGAAUGUCUUCCACUUCAACAGUGGAGUUUGUGAAAUCAAACCUUUGUAAACGAUAAUUUAAUAAAGCUCUACUCGCAAUGUUUGUUCCGUU
Messenger RNA from Lymnaea stagnalis (great pond snail), 30524 nucleotides. NCBI's taxonomy places the organism in Eukaryota, Metazoa, Mollusca, Gastropoda, Lymnaeidae. The record is from the annotation of a GenBank genome assembly.